GAGGAAAGCACGCGAACAAGAAUUACUGGACUGUAGUGUCGAUUUCUCGAUGCCGUGUCACUCGAAGAGUCCAUUGCAGUUCGCAACGAAGCACUGAGAGAACUAGAAGAGAAACUUGAUGAUCGGAAACAACUUGCUGUGGUUGAUAAGAAGACAUUAGGAGAAGAGUGUGCAAGAGUCUCGCGUCAUAUAGUUGAGACCAAGAUACAUGAGGACAUGGUCAAGGGUGCCGAAGCCUUGUUUAUAUCUCGCGAAAGAGCGCACAAGAAGAUUAGAGAUGAGUUCCAAGUCAGAGAAGCUCUGAUCAAAGAAAGAGAAGCUGCCAUCGACCCCAGGAAAGAUAAUGCUAGGCAAAAUCAUUUUGCAAAGUUCAGUCCCACAGGUCUGCUUUGCAAGGCUCAACAGUUUGUCAAGGCAGAGCAAGCAAAGCUCAACUCAGGAAUGAUGGUCCGCGAAUUAGCAGUUCUGGAACGUGAGCAGAAAAUGGCAGCUUUGGAGGCAGCUUUGAAGUUGGAACGGGAGAUGAUUCGGACUAGAUUCAGAGAGACUGAGGAGAUGAAGCAACGUGCGGAUGCAAGCCAAGCCGAGGUGAAAAAUCAAAGAACCGCGUUGUAUAUCGAGGAAAAGAAAAAGUGAGAGAAGGCAAAAAAAUAGCAGUAAGCACAAUCCCCAACAUCCCCCAAACUUCCUCCAACAGACCCUCAUCGCUACACACUUCCCACCCUUCCACACUCUUAAAUACUUCCCUGUCUUCCGCCUCGUCUACUCCUCAUUACAAAUCGACUUAUAAACACACACACACACACACACAGCUAUAUACAUGUACAACACACUCAUAAAUUGUUCUUCGCUUGACCUUUUAUUCUCCAUUUCUUCUCACGCCUCUGUCCCUGUUACCCCUCGAUCCCCUCACUCUCCCCAACCGCCUUUAUAAAAUUCACAUUCAUUCACAUCCAAAUCUUAAUCCAUCUCCAAAUCCA
Molecule: messenger RNA, 980 nt
Organism: Botrytis cinerea B05.10
Lineage: Eukaryota; Fungi; Ascomycota; Leotiomycetes; Helotiales; Sclerotiniaceae
Exons: 1
Coding region: 217-636 (139 amino acids)
Source: RefSeq, a predicted model, not a curated record